AUGAGCGACUCGGUUGAGGAAGAGAAGAAGAUCGGCUUUGACGCCAUCGUCGCCGCAGACCUUGCUGGCACCAGCCACCGGAGCUCGGCCGAUAACGAUGUCUACGGCGAGGCUUCCGCACCGAGAAAUUGCUUCACCCUCUUUCUCGCCCGCUUGCGCUCCUAUGAGGCAUGGCUCGACCGCCUGCUCGGUGUCGAGGCCGAGGGCAUUGCACGUCGCCGGCCUGAGGAUCGCGACCCCAAGUACGCCCGCUGGUCCAACCAGAUCGUCAUGUUCAUGCUCUGGAUGAGCACCACGAUGAACCUCAGCUGCUUCACCUCUGGCUUCCUCGGCUGGGAGCUUGGCCUCGACCUCGGCCGUUCCGUCACUAUCAUCAUCUUCGCCACCCUCAUCGGCAGCGCCAUCACCGGCUGGUGCGCCACCAUGGGUCCCGGCAUGGGCCUGCGUCAAGUCUCCAUCUCACGCUACUCGCUCGGCUGGUGGCCCUCCAAGGUCGUUGCUGCCCUCAACGUCGUCGAGCAGGUCGGUUGGUCCUCCGUCGGCUGCAUCACCGGUGGUGUCGCCCUCUCUGCCGUGUCCGACGGCCAUGUCAGCUCGUCCCUCGGCGUCGUCAUUGCUGCUGUCAUCGGCUUCGCAAUCUCCUUUGUCGGCCUGCGUGCCGUCUUCACCUACGAGAAGUUUGCCGGCAUCGUCCUCUUCAUCGUCUUCAUCGUCAUGUACGGCGAGGUCGGCGGCUCUGGCGACUCCGUCACUCCCACCCUGCUCACCGGAGCCACCCUUUCUGGCAACGCCCUCAGCCUCUUCGCCGCCAUUUACGGCUCCUCUGCCUCUUGGUGCUCCAUCGUGGCCGACUACUAUGUCGAGUACCCGGUCAAUACUUCCAAGCUCAAGGUCUUCCUUAUGACCACUGCCGGCAUUUGUCUGCCGACCUGUUUCGGCAUGUGCCUCGGUGCCACUGUCGGCUCUGCCCUUGCCCACCACCAGGACUGGUCGGAUGCCUACGAUCACAGCGUCGGCUUCCUUAUCGCCACCAUGAUUCACCCCGUCGGCUUCGCCAAGUUCCUGCUCGUCCUGCUGGCUCUCUCUGGCAUCGCCAUGAACGCCGUCGCCCUCUACAGCGCCGGCCUGUCUGUCCAGCAGUUUGCCCGCCCCUUGGGUGCCGUUCCCCGCUUCGUCUGGACCACCAUCAUGUUUGCCGCUGUCAUUCUGCUUUCUCUGGUUGGCCGCAACAAGCUGCUCACCUUUUUGCAGAACUUUUUGUCUCUGCUUGGCUAUUGGAACACCUCCUUCUUUGUCAUCCUUUUCGUCGAGCACUACUUCUUCCGACAUGGCUUCACCCGCGGCUUUGACGAGUACAACCUCGAGGCCUGGAACAGUCCCAGUCUUAUGCCCGUUGGCUAUGCUGGAGGUCUCGCUUUUGCUGCUGGAAUCGCUGGUUGCGUUGUCGGUAUGAGCGAGUCGUGGUACGUCGGCGUACUUGCACGUCUAAUUGGCGACGACGGCGGCGAUAUUGGAAAUCAGCUUGCUUUGGCUUUCUCCUUUGUCGUAUACGUACCUGCGCGCUGGGCCGAGUACAAAGUUAUCGGUCGGCCGACCUUGAUUGCGACGGAAAUUCCUGUGGCGAUGGACGCACCCAUGAAGUUUGACAACGUUGACAUGGCCGCGAUGAUGGACACGGGCAGACUCCACCAUCGAGAAAAGAGUACGAUGGGCGUUGCAAGAAGCAAUAUGCAGUCGAGGAUGGCUCCGACAAAGAGGGUGCCGAACAUGACUUUGGACGUGAUACGAAGAGCCUUUAGCAUUGCUACUGCCGUUGACGGAAGAAUGAUUUUGGAGCUCUGGAGAAGCUCAUCCAGAAACACUUGCUGGGGGUUAAACCAGAAGAAGAUCCGUGGACGGGCACAGCUGGCGACGCCGGUGUCAAAAUAG
Messenger RNA from Grosmannia clavigera kw1407, 1929 nucleotides. RefSeq names its product nucleoside transporter family. Lineage: Eukaryota; Fungi; Ascomycota; Sordariomycetes; Ophiostomatales; Ophiostomataceae. Gene Ontology annotation, cellular component: plasma membrane; fungal-type vacuole membrane. Gene Ontology annotation, biological process: transmembrane transport. The transcript has 3 exons. The record is from RefSeq and is a predicted model, not a curated record. The coding region runs from base 1 to 1929 and encodes 642 amino acids. Gene Ontology annotation, molecular function: transmembrane transporter activity.